Messenger RNA from Phytophthora infestans T30-4, 789 nucleotides. Its product is annotated as histone methylation protein, putative. The record is from RefSeq and is a predicted model, not a curated record. Gene Ontology annotation, cellular component: nucleus. Bases 1 to 789 code for a protein of 262 amino acids. Gene Ontology annotation, biological process: DNA repair; DNA damage checkpoint signaling; regulation of transcription regulatory region DNA binding. Lineage: Eukaryota; Oomycota; Peronosporomycetes; Peronosporales; Peronosporaceae. Gene Ontology annotation, molecular function: histone H3K79 methyltransferase activity. The transcript has 3 exons.
AUGCGGACCAACUUCACCGACGCACAAGACAAACUAGAGUGGAAGGAGGUGGCGCGGGCCAUAAGGAGUAAACAUUCUGUCCAAGCGCUUGAGAACCGGCUGCAUGCUCUGAAGCGCACGUAUGGACGUGAUCUAUCAAGAUUUCCACCGUGUUUUUUCUCCACGUCGACGCCAACAUUAUCUCAUAAGCAGCAUUUUCGUCUUCUGGAGCCGAGCCAAGCCGAAAGCGCUAUCCGCGAUAUCUUCAGCAGCGUUUCGGCCGCGGACGUUCGUCAACAAGCGGGAAAGACGGUUGAGAACGCAGGUGAGAUGCUGCCUGCCGCAUCAAGCGUGAUUCAAAUGAUUGGAGCUGUGCAUCGAGACGACGUCUUUCUUGACAUUGGUGCUGGCCCGGGGAAUGUUGCGGCGCAGUUUGCGAUUCAGACGAUUGCACGCCAAUGCUUGGGAAUCGAGAAACGACCGGAAUGUUUGAGCCAAGGAGACGCUCUUGAUACGCCACUUUCGUCGCGUUUACCAUUUCAGCGUGCAUCAAUAGUUUUUCUAAACGAUUUCCUGUUUGAUGAAUUAGCAAAGCUGGCCGUACAAGAGCAACUGUAUAUGAUGCCGAGAGUACGUUUGAUCGUUUCUACGUCUCGCUAUUGUCCUCGCCAUCGCGAUUCCUGCCGAAGAAGAUUUUGCUCCAAGUGGAGGCUCGCGAAAAUCACGUAUGGACGGGGUAGCUGGAAGUCUCCUCCAAUCCCAAUUUACAUGUACACGACUGUCCAGCGACUGGAGAUUAUAGUGCGCUGA